Messenger RNA from Anisakis simplex (herring worm), 906 nucleotides. NCBI's taxonomy places the organism in Eukaryota, Metazoa, Nematoda, Chromadorea, Rhabditida, Anisakidae. The record is from the annotation of a GenBank genome assembly.
AUGGAGGCUUUGAAGGGAUUAAAAUUACGCGAUUUAUACAGAAUCGUGAACCAACCCAAUGAGGAGUUCGAUGCGUUUCUGCAGAAUUUAGGGCUAUUACCGCGGGGCAAAACUUGUGAAUGCGGGUAUAACAUGUCUCUAGGUUUCAAAGAUAAGAACAAAAGAUCACCUAUUUUUAGAUGUUUCAAGGCGGGUUGCAGAAAGAACAAAGGUUUCUUUGUGGGCACUUUUUUUGAACAGUCCCGACUAACGACGAAAGAAGUUUUUGAGCUAUCCUAUUUCUGGACGCGUAACAACUACACUCAGGAGGAAAUUGCUUUCCAAAUGGAGAGGGAAGACGGUACUAGCCUUUCCACUCAGACCAUCACGGAUUGGAACAAUUCUUUUCGAGAUAUUGCAGUCGAAUAUUGUGUAAACCACCCCGCUAAAUUAGGCGGGACGGAUCGGACCGUUGAAAUUGAUGAGACGAUAAUUGCGAAAAGAAGAUAUGGCAGAGGACGGGACGUUAGAGAGCAGUUGAUUUUUUUUGGUGUGGAUGUGGAAAGUGGAGAUUGCUUCCUGGUUCGUGUGUCCGAUAGAUCUGCGGCUACACUUCUGCCGAUAAUUCAAGAACACAUACUUCCGGGUACUACUGUGGUCUCUGACGAUUGGGCCACAUACAGGCAGCUGCAGUCUGUACAGUCUCCGAAUUCAAUGUUUAACUUCGUAAACCCGGAGACUUAUGCAUGUAUGAAUCGUAAUGAGUCGUUAUGGCAUAAGUUCAAGAGUUCUCAUAAAAGUCGAUAUGGUACACAUCGCAGCUUACUGUCCGCGUACGUCGAGGAAUAUGUGUGGAGAAAGCGCUUUCGUGGUCCUGAUGCUUUCUACGAGCUUUGGAAUCAGAUAAAGACACUAUACCCAUGCUAA